Stegostoma tigrinum is the source of this 508-nucleotide messenger RNA. Its product is annotated as complement C5-like. NCBI's taxonomy places the organism in Eukaryota, Metazoa, Chordata, Chondrichthyes, Orectolobiformes, Stegostomatidae. The transcript has 3 exons. The coding region runs from base 20 to 406 and encodes 128 amino acids. The record is from RefSeq and is a predicted model, not a curated record.
CGUUCGAGAAGGAAAAGGGAUGUUCCAGAUACAGAAAAUCGUCAAACCAUUUACUACAAAGUCCGUUUCUGGGUGGAGUUGGUGGAACCGAAAAAGAUGUCUCCCUCACAGCGUUUGUGACACAAGAAUUGCAUCGUUCCUUGGCGGCCUUUCAACAGAAGAAUAUUCAGAGAUUUCCCGAGUGAUUCUGAUGUUGGUAACUGGAAAGCCUCCAUUGUUGGAGGACGAGAAGCCGUAUCCAAUUGAAGCAGCACAGGCUUCUGCGAUGACUGUGGAAACCACUGCUUAUGCCUUGCUUCAAGCAUUGUCAAGGAAUGAUAUUGACUAUGCAACACCGAUUGCGAGGUGGCCAACGAUGCAACAGAACUAUGGUGGUGGAUUUCACUCGACGCAGGUAAAUGCUUGAGAUCACAACAACAGGCAUUCAGAUAUUUCCAUUGAUCAUGUUACUAACUGGUGGUUGUUGCAGUUUGCAAUCAAACUGGACACUGCAUUUUCAUCUGCAGGU